GGCCGCCCCGAGUGCCGAUUGCUGUUGAGGCGGGGGCUGCCGCGGUGUACACGCCUCUCCUGCUGCCCGACGGGCCGGUGGAUGUGCUGGAGCGCCUCGACUUCGUCCUGAAGAACAUUUCGGAGCUCAGAAAAGAGGUGGAGGAGCUGCGGAGCAGCCUGCAGCACCUGGCCGCCGAGAUCGUCGGUGAAGUCAGGUCCCAUCUGGAAGAAACCCAGAAAGCGACUCGCCGGAGGCGGUUCCCAUUUGCCAGAGAAAGGAGCGAUUCCACAGGCUCCAGCUCGAUUUAUUUCACGGCCAGCUCGGGGGCAGCCAACACGGACGAUGGGGAGAGUGAAGGAGGGUACAGCACAGCCAACGCUGAGUCUGAUUACGACCGGGAGUCUGAGAAGGAGAGCGAAGAAGGGGAAGAUGAGGUGAGCUGUGAAACAGUGAGAACUGCGCGCCGGGAUUCCCUGGAUCUCGUCACCGAGGAGGAAGCGCCUUUACUCUUGGAUUCCUCGCUGGAGGAAGGGCUGGGGCAGCUCCUGCAGCAGGCUGACCGCCUGCACGCCGGGGACGAGCAGGAGAAGAGAGAGGGCUUCCAGCUGCUGCUCAACAACAAGCUGGCGUACGCCCACCAGAGAGAGUUCCUGUGGCGCCUGGCCCGAGCCCACAGCGACAUGUGCGACCUUGCGGAAGACGCGGAAGAGAAGAGAUCCUACGCCUCCGACGGGAAAGAAGAGCUGGAGGCUGCCUUGCAGAAAUGGGAUCGAAGUGCUGAGUGCCAUCAGUGGUACACCGUUCUCUGCGGGCAGUUAGCGGAGCACGAGAGCAUCCAGAAGCGCAUUCAGACGGGAUAUGUUUUUAAGGAGCACAUCGAUAAGGCAAUCGAGCUGAAACCAGAGGAUCCGAAGUCUUACUAUCUCCUGGGCAGGUGGUGUUACCAGGUUUCCCACCUGGGAUGGCUUGAAAAAAAGACUGCCUCUGCUUUGUUCGAAGCCCCCCCUACGGCCACGGUCCAGGAUGCGCUGCAGAACUUCUUACGGGUCGAGGAGCUGAGCCCAGGAUUUUCCAAAGCAGGGAGAGUGUACAUUGCCAAGUGUUACAGGGACCUGGGGAACAAGACUGCGGCUGCGCUCUGGAUGAAUCUCGCAGCGGAGCUGCCAGUACAUACGAAAGAGGAUGCAGAAAGCCAGAGAGAGCUUGAAGAGAUGCGGCCGGUUGGCGAAGAAUAA
Apaloderma vittatum (bar-tailed trogon) is the source of this 1217-nucleotide messenger RNA. RefSeq names its product regulator of microtubule dynamics 3 (gene RMDN3). The transcript has 11 exons. The record is from RefSeq and is a predicted model, not a curated record. Gene Ontology annotation, molecular function: microtubule binding. The annotation marks the transcript as partial. Lineage: Eukaryota; Metazoa; Chordata; Aves; Trogoniformes; Trogonidae. Gene Ontology annotation, cellular component: mitotic spindle pole; cytoplasm; spindle microtubule.